Molecule: messenger RNA, 1644 nt
Organism: Mytilus californianus (California mussel)
Lineage: Eukaryota; Metazoa; Mollusca; Bivalvia; Mytilida; Mytilidae
Product: thrombospondin-1-like
Exons: 7
Coding region: 116-1039 (307 amino acids)
Biological process (GO): antibacterial humoral response; innate immune response
Cellular component (GO): extracellular region
Molecular function (GO): peptidase inhibitor activity
Source: RefSeq, a predicted model, not a curated record
GUAUUUACCCCGUAUACACGUUGUUUUUAUUCCCGGAACACUUAUAAUGGACUGAUAUGAAAUUACUAACUCCAAUGUUUGUCAGCUGACAAAUUGCAACUAAUAAGAAACCACAAUGUCAAACUCUCAACACAAAUUCUGUAACAACAUCAGUUUUAAGUCAGAGAUAACCGAUUCGAACUAUGAGGAGGUACCUUCAGAAAGUCGUUCAACAGAGUACGAUGAAAUAACAUUAGUGUUUAAGGAAGAUCCUUCCAAAGAUGUCAACAUUAAACUACCCAAUAUUCCACCAAGACGAGCAGAUAUUCAUAGUCGUCAAACAAUUCAAAUCUCAUCUUGGUUGUUAGCUCUUAUCAUUAUGUUUUCUUUGAUUGCAAUAAUUCUAACAGGUGUAGUUACAUUCUUCACAGCAAAGAAAAUAUUACCAGAAACACAGUUUCUAGAUGCAGAUAAAACAGAUUGUUCCUGGUCAUUCUGGAGCUCUUGGUCCAAAUGCAGUAUUACUUGUGGCAACGGAGUACAAGUCAGAAUAAGGCAACAAAUGAAUACUACAAUGCUAUGUAGUUACAAUGAAACAUUUGACAGUAAGACAUGUUCCAGAAGCGCAUGUGCAGGGUUCAAUUUUAGUGACUGUCAAUCGGCAGAAUCGUUAACAACAAACUGUGUUGAACAGUGUUCGAGCAACAGUGAUUGUAUGGGACAAAUGAAAUGUUGUUAUAACGGGUGUGGUCAUACAUGUGAGAUAUCUAGAAAUGGGUUCAAUUUUAGUGACUGUCAAUCGCCAGAAUCGUUAACAAGAAGCUGUGUUGAACAGUGCUCGAGCAACAGUGAUUGUAUGGAACAAAAGAAAUGUUGUUUUAACGGAUGUGGUCAUACAUGUGAGAUAUCUAGAACAUCGACCAACGUUAGUGAAUGUCCAUCGGCAGGUUUGUUAAUAGCAAGAUGUGUUGAACAGUGUUCUAGCAACAGUGAUUGUAGGGGACAAGCGAAAUGUUGUUAUAAUGGGUGUGGUCAUACAUGUGAGGUAUUUGGAACAUGAUGUGAAGAUGUAUGGGAAAAUUGCAACAUGCACGGCAUAUAUGAUUUAUGCAAUAAACUAUCCUCCCAAGUAUUGUCCAACAAGAAGCGUAUUGUGUAAAUAGUUGAAUUGUUUUAAUUGAACACUAAACAUGUUGAAUCAAUUUAAUAAAAUUCGUUAUAGUGAACUCCUCUAAAUGAAUCAUGCUCCAAGAUGUGACUGCUUUGAUACAUGUACGUCAUUUCCAAACGAAAAUUCUUUUUAAUAAUUUAACAUCUGUAUUAUCUUUGCACACACUUUAGGUCAAUAGAAUUACCAUUCAAUAUCUAAACAUUACACAUUGGAUAAUAGCAAUGACAAAAUUUAAAGAAAAUAAUAAAACAACAAAGGUUUUAAUAAAAUCUAAAUUUAGACAGUGCGAAAAAAUAAUAACUGCUUCAGAGAUAAAAUGAUUAAAAGUAUCCAUCAACAACAAAAUAGGGAAAUAAUUAGCUAGACCUUUAAAAAGUACGAGUACAAAGGACAACAUAAUCAAAUAACUAUACUAGUACCCAAAAUUAAGCAUUAACAUAACUAGUUUGUUCACAGGUAAUAUUGCUUCUUUUUAUAAACAGAAUUUUCUCUUA